Bombus terrestris (buff-tailed bumblebee) is the source of this 3382-nucleotide messenger RNA. RefSeq lists its product as uncharacterized. The record is from RefSeq and is a predicted model, not a curated record. The transcript is spliced from 4 exons. Lineage: Eukaryota; Metazoa; Arthropoda; Insecta; Hymenoptera; Apidae. Bases 2730 to 3302 code for a protein of 190 amino acids.
AAAGAAAGUUCCUGAAUCGAUGAGGUAAUCCAUCUCACUCCCCCAACGAGUUAUCUCAGAAUGCUCUUCGUAGUUAUGUAAACUCUUUAAUUUCUAAAAUCGAUUUAUAGUCCCGUGGCUUUCACGGACUUGCUUUGAUGGUUCGACAACGCGACUGGCACUGCGGCAUAAGUAAACUCAGUUCUUCGAAAAACUAUAAAUCACGCCGCUCUUUCCCAUGCAUUUCUCAUCUAUUUGUUCAGCUUUUGCUACGCCAGCUUUACGAUCUCGAAUUAAGUUUCUCAGGAAAUUUUACACAAAGGAGACCCAGUGACCCUAUCCGUGUUGCGUUUAGUUGACUACUAAAUUCUUCAAAUUCGCUUCAGGCAAGUAACUGGCACGGCCGACACUUGGAUCAGGGUUAAUGCGCUUAUCUACCGAUCGCUGGUAACAAAUUCGAUCCGUGGGACAUCGGAUCUUUCAGAUCUGAUCGGAUGAAGAAAGAUACCGGGAAUCGAGCAGGAACGUUGGACAGAAUACAGAAAUCAGCGUGAUUCGAUGAUCGAUAGGAUUGGUAGAUUGCUAGUCAUUGGAAUUAGCUGAAGCAGGGGUGCGGCUCGCGCAAAAAACGGGGCAAUCGUGAGCCAGGGUCUCGAUAAUAGGAUACCACGAACGUUCGAGACAAUGUAUACCUGGGCACGGAAAGACUAGAAUGCUUUCUAAACGGAUCGAGUCACCGAACACACCGAUACGCUUUGAGAAGACCCAGCCCUUUGGCGCGCUAUCCGCGCAUUCAUCUAUCUUGCUGCUCGUGUUAUGCCAGAGGUGAGGUUCAUCGGCGAAACGCUUCAUCGAGAACUGCACUCCAACAGUGGGCGCUGUCGCCAAAAAAGGAUUGUGCAUGAGAAGACGAGAUCCUAGUCAAGUAAUAAGCGAUCUAAUGUUGCAUCGUUCUCCAAGACACCUGAUCUUCCCGGUAAAACCCGAAUAUGGUGCUACUGCGUGAUACUUUGUAGGAGGAACAAAAGAUUUUUAACCUUUCCCUUAUUGUUGCGCUUGUACCUUUUUUUUAGGGAAAGGGUUGACCUUAUUAUUGUCAUUCUGUUUUGUCUAGUGAGAAUAUCGGAACCUUUGUCUCGUUGAAACAUCCAUCAACAUCUAUCUAUUUGAGAUUUCAAUGUACACUGCGCAACAGAAAUAUCACUGUUUGUUCAUCUGGAGAGGUUGCAGUUUAAUGGAUUAAGAAACGUACAGGUUUGAUAGAUUGGCUAAUUGCAGUUAUGCACACAGCGUGGUAUAUGCAUGUGUAAAGAGAAACAAUUUCGUGCCCCAGUGGCACGAUGCUAUUCCCGUAAUCAGAAUAAUCAGACGACAAUUCCAAUCAACUUUCUCCUCGGUACGAAUUCUAAGAGAAUAAGACACGAACGCGAAUUGCGGAAGCGGCUCACACGUCGUUAUUGAAUAAUGAUCUCGAAUAGGAGGGAUUGCACGCAUAAUGCCUCCCUCCUAUCGACUCCUGAGCCUUGCUUUGUUACAAUCUCGCUAUAUAGAUGAUGAUACCAUUUCGAAAGAGCCACGCCACAGAGGUCGACGGAGGAAGGAAAUAUUUGCGGUUUAGAUAGUUCUGGUACCUUCUGACGCAACCACGUGGGUGGUAUAGCGAUGAUAACAGGGAAGAUGACAAAGUAGAUGAACACACGUUCGCCGCGUCCGAACUAUUUUCUCGCAAUUCUAUGCAGCAGCCUGACGCAAUUGACGGAUGAUUCUUGCGUAUUGGAAUUCUUAAAAUACGUGCUAGUACUUUCAUCCGGGAUACCGAGUGCAUCAUCGUGAUGAUAAUCGUUUCGCGUUCGCUGCAACAUAUAAAAUUUAAACAUUUCUCCAUCUGCCUAACUGCCUCCAGGCUACGACCAAGACGAACGAUGUAAUUGACCAGAAUGAGGAUAGUAAAAGGAACGAGAGAACAAAGGGACGUUGGUAAAGCCAUCUUUUGUUAUAGAACGCCACGGAUGAAAUCCUGUUCCAUGGAAUUUGAAAACGUAUCGCGAUCAUUCGAUCCGGGAUCUUUCUCGAUCGCGAUCGAUGUGAUCGAGACUGGUCGAGAAGAUGCCGUUUUCUCGAUUUAAGAGGGUCGGUCGUCUCCGGAGUGAGCGAGUGAAUGGGUGCCCACGGUAGCGCUCUGAGCCUUCUCUCCGUGAGCUGGCUCACGGCUACGGGGAAAGAAAAUAUAGUUCAGGCCGGUUGCAUAAUGGAGCGGAGGCGCAUCACAUUGGUUCGACUCAAUGCGAGCUACUUUGAGAAUCUGCGGUAACAGCGAACGUCUCUUCUUCCAGCGUCAACGUUGACCUUUGAAGUUGAAGAUAUAGCGGAACGGUUGUAACACCGAUAUUCUCUGAAGGUAGGGGUGCAGUCAUGUAACGAAGCUGAAAACCAUUAGCCCCAAGCCAUAGAGCUAGAUGAUCCAAUUUCUAGUCUGGUAGUUUGUAUAUCGACACCCGGACUCACGACCUGUUCGCCUUGGAAGCUAAGGAAUAUAAGAGCAAGCCCUUCGAACCACUAGCUCAGAACGAUGCGCGACUGUGUCGUCGAAGCAUCUGAACCUAUUGUGAAUUUCGGUUCUAUCGUUCCAAGAGACGCGAAAGUACUGGUCCGUACUCUAUAGAAUGAAAGAACCGUUAUAUUCGGCUUUCGGUGAAGUGUUCAGUUGAUGAAAUUCGAAGAUUCUGUAAUUAUACACAAUUCGAUCGAGAAUGGCGGAGAAUCAGGAACAGGGACAUCCGAACAAUGUUUUCUUAUUUCGACUAGCUAUUUUAAACAGUUUUAAACGCAUCGCAGAAUCAGUGAGCGAGGAUGCUUUCGUGGAUGCUCUUACGAUUCUUACAAUUCUCAAGACAAAGCCGAGUAUGGGGCAAAAAUUGCAUAAAGCAAUGUGCUCGGAGCUUCUCGAUAAAAUGAAUGGCGAUUUAGAAGAUAUAUUAAACGAAGGAUCCUUGCAGGAAGGAUUGGAAAAAGUUGCGAAAUUAUCGGACGCAAAUUCUUCCGUGACCGAAGGUACUUGGAGACCACCGGGUAAUGUAUCCUUACAUUUACGUUCACUAGAUGCGCAGAAAAUUAAUGAAGAAAGCGCAUUGUUGGAAAAACAAGUAAACGAGAUGGAAGAAGAAAACGCAAUUCUAAUGAAAAGAAUUGCAGAAAAGAGAUCAAAUAUAGUGGCCAUGAAUGAUGGCAUGAUACAAUCUUUAAAUAAGUCAGUAAAUGUGAUAGAUUCAUUAAGAAAAAGAAGGGAAUGGUUAGAAAAAUGUUUCGUACUACUGGAGCAUUAAUGAUAAUUAAAUAGUAUUACAAAUAUUACACAGAGGAUAUUGUGAGAUAUGAACAACGAAGAAUGUAUAUGUAUAUUUUA